Lachancea meyersii CBS 8951 is the source of this 474-nucleotide messenger RNA. The record is from the annotation of a GenBank genome assembly. NCBI's taxonomy places the organism in Eukaryota, Fungi, Ascomycota, Saccharomycetes, Saccharomycetales, Saccharomycetaceae.
AUGUCUGCACAGAAAAUUGAUUUGACCAAAUUGAACCCAGAGCAGCUAACCAUGGUCAAACAACAGUUUGACCAGGAACUGCAACAUUUCUCGCAAUCGCUGCAAGCGCUGAACGUGGCCAGAAACAAGUUCAAAGAAUGCAAAGAGGACAUUGAAGCUGCACAGAAGCUGGAAAGCGGGAAGCAGGAACUUCUAGUGCCAUUGUCUGGAUCUCUCUACGUCAAGGGCUACGUCAAAGACGCGGAGAAAUUCAUGGUUGACGUUGGGACCGGCUACUAUGUGGAAAAAUCGGCUACUGAGGCCCUCGAGUUCUACGACAAGAAGAUCUCGAAGCUCAACCAGGAAUCCGUGCAGAUCCAGAACAUCAUCAAGGAGAAAAGCCAGUCGUCUAUGGCCGUCGAGGGACAUAUCCGCCAAGCGGCGAUCAAACUUCACGAACAACAAAAAAGUGCCUCAGCACAAACCAGUCAGUAG